CUUUUUGGGUCUGAGGCGCUUCUGCGAGCAAAGGGGCGGUCGAGGCGAGCGAAGGCAGGGAGAGCAGGUCCCCUUUGCCCCCUCUGCCCUCGGCGCUGCGUCCGACACAGUCCUCCUCCGAGCGUGCUGAGGGCGCAGCAGGGCAGCGUCCCUUGCCUUCCCUACCUAACCCGAGGAGGCGGCGGCUGUCUCUCGCCUUCCCCGGCUCCCCCUCGGCGAACGGGGCCCUCAGGGCACGGCGGCGGGAGCUGUCGAAGCGCUAAGGCGCACCGCGGCGCGCGCGCUUCACCAGACCCUCGUGAGAGAGCCUGCGUGAGGGCUGCCAGGAGGCGGCCGGGCGCCGAGGGCCAUGGCCGGGCGCGAGCCUCGGAGCUGCCGCCGCCGCUUCCUAGCCGCCAGGAGCCCGCGCCUGUCCUGAGCGCAGCAGCAGCAGCAGCAGCAGCGGCGAGGAAGGGAAGCAUGGCGCGGGCGUGGCCGCUCCUCCUCGCGCUGCUCUUCCACGCGCUGCCGGGGCUGCUGAGGGGCCACCCGCAGUGCCUGGACUUCAAGCCGCCCUUCAAGCCGCCGCGCCCGCUCCACUUCUGCGUGCAGUACUCGGACUUCGGCUGCUGCGACGCCGAGCGCGACGCCGCCCUGCUGGAGCGCUAUUACCGAGUGGCCGAGAACUUCGACCAGGCCGCCUACGCCGCCUGCGCCAGCCACCUGCAGAACCUCUUGUGCCAGGAAUGCUCCCCCUAUGCUGCUCACCUGUAUGAUGCUGAAGACCCUUCCACUCCAGAGAGAACUGUUCCAGGACUGUGCAAAGAUUACUGCGUACAAGUGUGGCAAACCUGCAGGGCCAUGUUCCGUUACCUUACCCCGGAUGAAGAGUUACUGUCCCUGGAAGGCAACAUGGCAAAGUUCUGCCAUUAUUUGUCCCUCGACGACACCGACUACUGCUUCCCCCACCUCCUGGUCAAUAACAAUCUCAAUCAAAACCUUGGGCUAGUGGUUGCUGAUUCAGAAGGAUGUCUACAGCUGUGCCUAACUGAGGUCGCCAACGGGCUAAGGAAUCCAGUGGCCAUGGUGCAUGCAAACGACGGAACUCACAGAUUCUUCAUUGCUGAGCAAGUUGGCUUAGUCUGGACCUACCUCCCAGAUCGGUCACGGCUUGAAAAACCCUUUCUGAACAUCAGUGAAGCUGUACUGACCUCACCUUGGGAAGGAGAUGAGAGAGGUUUUCUAGGUAUAGUCUUCCAUCCUAAAUUCAAAUUUAAUGGUAAAGUGUAUGUCUACUAUUCAGUUGAAGUGCAGUAUGAAGAGAGAAUCCGAAUCAGUGAGUUCAGAAUUUCUCCUGAUGACAUGAACUCUGUGGACCAUGGUUCUGAAAGGGUAAUUCUCGAGAUAGAUGAACCAGCUUCCAAUCAUAAUGGAGGCGAGUUGUUGUUUGGAGAUGAUGGUUAUCUUUAUAUCUUCACUGGAGAUGGGGGAAUGGCCGGUGAUCCUUUUGGGUCGUUUGGAAAUGCUCAAAACAAGUCAACGCUGUUAGGCAAAGUCCUCCGGAUCAAUGUGGACAACAAUGACCACGGUCCUCUUUAUAGAAUCCCUCCGGACAAUCCUUUCAUUAACGAGCCAAAAGCCCGGCCAGAAGUCUAUGCUUAUGGGGUGAGGAAUAUGUGGCGCUGCUCUUUCGACAGAGGUGACCCCUACACAAAGGAAGGGAAAAGCCGGCUUUUCUGUGGUGACGUGGGGCAGAAUAAAUUCGAAGAAAUCGACAUAGUAGAGAAAGGGAAAAAUUAUGGCUGGAGAGCAAGAGAAGGGUUUAGCUGCUACGACAAAAAGCUUUGCACCAAUUCCUCAUUAGAUGAUGUUCUGCCUAUAUAUGCUUAUCCACACAAAAUGGGGAAGUCUGUGACAGGAGGCUAUGUCUAUCGGGGUUGUGAGUCUCCAAACCUUAAUGGGGUGUACAUAUUUGGAGAUUUUAUGAGCGGGCGCCUCAUGUCCUUGAGAGAGAAUCGAGCAACUGGGGAUUGGCAGUACAAUGAAAUAUGCAUGGGAACAGGUCAAACCUGCAUGUUUCCUGGACUUAUCAAUAACUACUAUCAGUAUAUCAUCUCUUUUGCCGAAGACGAGGCUGGAGAACUUUAUUUCAUGUCCACUGGAGUCCCGAGUGCCACCGCUCCCAAUGGUGUAGUUUACAAAAUGGUUGACACGUCACGGAGAGCGCCGCCUGGGAAAUGCCGCGUGGAGCCUCUACCAGUGAAAGUGAAAGGCAAGCUCACAAAGUUUGUUCCAAAGGAAAAGCUUAUAAUUAAAAAGCCAACGCAGCGCCCUAAGCUAAGACCCACGACUAGAGCUCCAACCAGGAGCAGAGCAACUGUAGGACCUCCUCGAGCGACAACUCCAGAUUGGCUGGAGCAACUCUUGACCCUCAUGAGAAACCAGAACAGAGUGCAGAUGACGACGGCAGCACCGAGAACAAGAGCCCCAAAGCCCAGGAAGGGAGGAAGGACCGGUGGAAGAAGAGGCCAGAGGAGGAGAAAGAAACCCACCAGUGCUCCCCUGGAGCCACGGAAUGGUGCAGUCCGGAUAAUGAAUGGCAACGCGAAGGGGAAAGAUCGGGGGAGGGUUGAGAUUUUUAUCAAUGGAGAAUGGGGCACCGUGUGCGACGACUUGUGGACCUCGAAGGCAGCCGCGGUCGUGUGCCGCCAGUUGGGCUUUGCCUUUGUGAUCAGGGCAACCAAGAAAGCGGCGUUCGGGGAGGGGCACUCGCUUCCCAUUCUCCUUGAUGACGUCCAGUGCACAGGGCGUGAGAAGACCCUCCUGGAAUGCUCCCACGCAAACAUUGGGAGGCACAAUUGCUCCCACAAAGAAGACGCGGGAGUCAUAUGCAGCCACGAAGACGUUUUUGAGACUGAACAGUAGGGAGAGUGGAAUCACGGGGUGGUACCAAGUAAAUCCACACCAUUAAUGAGUAAUUAACACACCUUGGUUUAGAAAUCCUAAUGGCUAGGUCCAGACUUAGGGCCCCCUCCGCACUAGAUGUUUAAAUCAUUGUCGUAGCACUUUGAACCAUCGUGGCUUCCUGAAUAGAAUCUUGGGGACUGAGUGCUGUUAGGAGACCUCUGUUCCUUAGCUGCAUUUCCCAGAAUUCCCUGGGAACAGGGAUUGCUUGUUAAAACCACUCUGCAAAAUGUAACUCUGUGAGGUGAAAAGGGUUCCCCAAUUGCUCUCAGCACCCUUAACACAGAUGGCUCUGCCCCCCCUAAAAUAAAGCUCAACAAUUUUGGCUGCCUCUCCCUAACAGAAAUCUGACACCGUAUCCCUAUCUCUUUCAGACUAGUGUUUAUCAUGGGAUAGGUGUUUCUAAGGCAUGCAAGUUUUCCCCCACACAAUGUCAUUGGCCUCAAAAUGCCAGUCCACCUUUCUUCUGCAUUUAGUCUGGAUUACCCUUUUGGUGAAAAAUAUGAUAAAUUGGGAGGGGGGUACUGAUGCUAGAAAACUGUGUGCACUACCCGAUCCACAUGUUUACAGUAUUAAGCCCCCAUCUGGAAGCAAUUCUCUCUGACUUCACCUAACAGAACAUCAUAUUCCCCAGAUAUCAGUUCUCCAUUCACCCUCCGCUUACACAUGCAUAGAGUAGACUCAUUGUAGUCAAUGAGAUUUAAGUUAGGCAUCACCCAUUGAUUUCAACCGCUUAAUCAUAAAUAAAGUCUGGAUCUAGCCAAUUAUUUGUGUAUACCAGAUGUACAAAAGCAGUACACUGUCUCUAAACUGACCACAUCUGUGGUCAGUGAAAGCUUGACAUUUUACAAAUGGGAGUAAUAUAUAACUAGCCAGCAUUCAUUUCCGUUUUUUUUUUAAGGUUUCCAUUGUAAAUAAGAGAAUGAUUGUGUUGGAAAGCUGGAUUAAAAAUAAGAUCACGUGGCAAACAUCUCAUGGUGAUUUAAUACUAUUCUUUGAUGUAAGGAUUUAUAUUCUGUGGUCCAUGUUUUACAAAGAAAUAACUGAAACAUUAUGGAGAAUAUCCCACCCAAGCUCAGAAAUUCUUAAGUGCUUGAAAGAUGUGUGGCUGUUAAUGUGGAUCCAUGAGGCCUAGCUGUUUCCCAUGAAUUCUUAUAACCCAACGUAACUGACGGGAAACAUAAUGAACAGAACCCACAUAUUUGCUAGGAAGUAAUAUGCAAGAAGUCGGGACGCCGGUGGCACUGUGGAGUAAACCAUUGAGCCUUGGGCUUGCCUAUCGGAAGGUCAGCAGUUCGAAUCCCUGUGAUGGAGUGAGCUUCUGUUGUUCGGUCCCAGCUCCUGCCAACCUAGCAGUUCGAAAGCACGUCGAAAUGCAAGUAGAUAAAUAGGUACUGCUCCGGCGGGAAGGUAAACGCCGUUUCUGUGUGUUGCACUGAUCAUAGCCACACAUAUGUUAUUGGCCCAGUGCUGUUUAGCAAGUUGCUUGGCAGGCUUCCAGCUGUGCUGCUCUCUUUAUAACUAUAUAUACCUGACUUCACAAGUAAUGCAACACCUUGAUUCAUAGGUGUGUCUACUGCAGCAGCAGAGUCGUGCCCUCACAGUGCAAGAAACGAUCUGGAUGUCUUCUCUCCUCCCUUCAGGUUUUGCACCUCCCAAUUCCAGCAACCUGUUAGUGAGAUAAAAACCUGUUCGAGUCCGUCACAUUCUGGUUGUGUAGGAACCCUUAUUUUAGAAGUUUGUGCUUUUUAAAUUGUGUGAUGUAGCAGCAGUGGCACCGUGAGGCCUGGGAGCCCCUUGGCAUGGGGGAGCUGGGCUGGGACAGUAAUCAAAUCUGGGGCAGCCUGACUUUCCCCCUUGUAAACCUGAAUCACUACGUCCCAAACACAUUCAGUCUUUCACCUGAUCAUUUUUAUUGCGCUGUUAACCAGAAAACUGAAACACCACGAGUUGCAGGGAAGGUGGUAAAGAACCCACGAGACAUGACUCGGUCUGAGAAAACCGGCAGGAAAUCCAGACUAAGGACUGUCAAGGCCAGAAUGUUUUUAAUGCAUCAUGCGGAAGAAGGAAACCAGAACAUCAAAACAUCAAGUCAAGGCCAGGUUGGCACUGGCCUAAAGCUUCCCAUUUCCUGGAUAGUAAUAUGAUUAAAUGUAAUGAUGUUUGCGCCAUUUUCUGCUGUGUUGAAUGUUGGGAGAAGCAAAGGGGAGGGGGGGCUUUAUGCAAGGAUCAAAAUAUUUCCCUUUCCUUUCCCAGGGUUGUAGAAUUCCCCUCCCAAUACGCAGUGUCUGAAAGGAUCGUUUCCCCUAUGUGGCAAAAUGAUGGCUCCCCUUCAGCUACGAUUCAAGUGGUCACUUCCUUUGCAGUGCACUUCUACACGUUUCUACUCAGAAGCAAGUUUCACUGCAUUCAAGAGAACUUUUUCGUCCUCUGUGUAUUUGGUAUUGCAAUCUUAAGACUGGCGCACAAAUAAUUGAAACAAAUCCUUGUACUAAUUAGUAACAGAAAGGUUCUUUUCUGAACCUUUUCCCAACUCGACAAUAUUCUUUUCGAGGUGGGGGCGGACUAGAACAUGACUUUCCCUUUCUGAAAGCAGUUCCGAGGCAAUAUGUGUCUAAACGCCUCCAGAUCAGAAGCCCUCCGUAAGGAAGAAGCAGCCUCUGGCUUGAGGGGAGUCAUUCAUUUGUCCUCAGAACCUGAACACCAUUAGUUGGCUUGGAGCAAUGGGACAGGGACACAUUUGGAAAGACAGCCCUCGUGGGAGGCACAAGCUGGUGAACUCCCAAGGGAAGAUGGCUCAGAUCCCAGGGAAUGGUGGUGGGACAACGAUGAGUGAUCAGAGGGAGCAGACUGGGAGGAGGUGUGUGUGCAAUCUGGUGUGGAGGCAAUCAUGCCUAGGGGAUUUUGUCACCCCCCCUCAGGGAUGACACCCGGGGCAAACCACCCCACUGCCCCCCUUCCUAUGCCCCUGGAGGGAAGGAAAGGACUUUCAGCCCCAACUGCUACAUAGGGGCAAGUUCUAUUGGUAAAGAGAUGCUGUGCUCAAUAGGCCUGGUCUCCUGGCCUGUCUUGUUUCUUUGAAUAGCGUUGAGUUCACUGAAGCUGUGCGACUUAUUGCUGGCACCCACUCCUUAAUGACCUCAAUAAUGUAUUUUAAAGAUUGGAGAAAUCACUGUCUCCCCCUCUCCUGUGAAAUUCUACUAGCCUUUGUCCCACAGAUAACCAGGCUCUCAAAUGUUACUGGUCAACAACUCCUUGACCGCUGGCCAUGGGAACUGGAGUCCAGCAACAUUUGGAGAACAUCCGGUUGGCUAUCCCUGAUUUAGUUUUAUAAAUAAUGAGUGUACUCAAGGUUCCUGUAUUAUUAUUAUUUUUAGUGAGAAGUUUCGGCUCACCAAAUACACAUGUGAAAAGUAUUAACAUCUGCCCAAACCUCAUGUUUUAUAAACACCUUCCUUCUCACAUCUUUUCCUCCAGGGUUCCUUUAUAAACAUUUUCACUGAAACUAUAAGAUACUUUCUUGUUGCCUUGAGACCCUAAAAGCAAAAAUCCAGACAACCACUAGAUGGCAAACCAGUAUUACUGUGUUUAAUGUCAGCCAGGCAAUUCUGGAAACCUGUUGCAAAAAUCAAUA
Molecule: messenger RNA, 6577 nt
Organism: Zootoca vivipara (common lizard)
Lineage: Eukaryota; Metazoa; Chordata; Lepidosauria; Squamata; Lacertidae
Gene: HHIPL1
Product: HHIP like 1
Cellular component (GO): membrane
Source: RefSeq, a predicted model, not a curated record